Messenger RNA from Phycodurus eques (leafy seadragon), 6651 nucleotides. RefSeq names its product phospholipase A2 receptor 1 (gene pla2r1). Gene Ontology annotation, molecular function: signaling receptor activity. The record is from RefSeq and is a predicted model, not a curated record. NCBI's taxonomy places the organism in Eukaryota, Metazoa, Chordata, Actinopteri, Syngnathiformes, Syngnathidae. The transcript has 30 exons. The coding region runs from base 155 to 4603 and encodes 1482 amino acids.
UGAACUUCUAGUGCGAGUGAGUGAGUGAGUGAGUCGGGGGAGGGGGGGGAACGACGACGACGACGACGACGACGAGCGAACAACCAGUUGCUGACUUCCAGAACUGGAUUCUCGGAAUGUUUAGACAUAUUGGACCUUGCAACCCGCCGUCGAAAUGUUGUUGCGCUGCAUGGACGUGGACGUGGUGGCGGCUAUUUGGGUAACUUUGUUGUUGCUGAAAACUUGUACGUGUUCCGCCCAGGAGGAGGACGUCGACGGCGAGGUUUUGGAGCACGACGAAAUGAGCGAGUUUUACAGAAAGGGUCUUUUCGCCUUGGAGAGCACCCUGCUCCAGCGCUGCGUCACAGUGGAACGAUCCGACCUCGUGCUCCGAGACUGUCGUCGUCCCACCCGCCGCAUGCUGUGGAAGUGGGUCUCCCACCAUCGCCUCUUCAACUUGGGCACCGACACGUGCCUGGGCCUCAACAUGUCCGACGCCACGCGGCCCCUGGGAACCUUUCGGUGCGACACGGACCUUCCCGUACUGUGGUGGCGCUGCAGAGGGAACAUGCUGUACGGGGCAUCCCGGUGGAAGGUGUCCGUGGCUGGAAAUUUGGUGGUGGUGAAGAGAAACUCUUAUCACGAGUGGAAACGGUUCAACACGCCGAGAGAGGGGCCCUGCUCAAAUCCAUAUGAAGAUAUCCACACUUUAUUGGGCAACGCACACGGCAUGCCCUGUGCGUUGCCCUUCAAGUACAACAACAAAUGGUACUCGGAGUGCACCACUGAGGGCCGCGAAGAUCAUCUUCCGUGGUGCUCGACCACCACCAGAUAUGAUGAGGCAGAAAAGUGGGGUUUCUGUCCCGUGCAUGAUUACAGUUGUGAGCAUUUCUGGGAGUCCAACCACGAGCUGCGUGCUUGCUAUCAGUUCAACCUGUACACCAUCCUCACGUGGAGUCAAGCCAUGCUGACAUGUCAGGCUCAGGGUGGCGAUCUGCUCAGCAUCACCAGCUUGGCAGAGCACAGGUACAUCAGAGAUCGGAUGGAUAGCGUUGGAGCAAUGGUGUGGAUCGGGCUCAACCACUUGAAGGCCGGUCGGGGGUGGCAGUGGUCUGAUGGCGCGCCGCUGUCGUUGGUUCAUUUCACAACAGCGCUGCCGGCCAGCCCUCUCGAGGACAACCGACAAUGUGGCGUGUACAACUCCGGCCCUGACGGACUCUGGCAGAGUCUUUCCUGUGAGUCUGCUCUGCCUUACAUCUGCAAGAAGACACCCAAUGACACGCACAGAGCCGAGCCGCUCGAGAACUGGCAGUACGUCCAAACGGUGUGCGACGACGGCUGGCUGCCUCAUAACGGUUUCUGCUACCAGAUCCCGGAGGAUGCGAGAAGCUGGGAGGAGUCUUCCCAGACAUGCGUCUCUCGUAACGCCAACCUCACCGGCCUUCACUCUCUCUCUGAGGUGGAGAUGCUGCACACUCUUCUGGCUAACUACUCCGGCGAGAGUUCAGGAAUGUGGAUUGGUCUGUGGAAACAAGCGUCUUCCGCGACUGUCGAGUGGUCCGACGGCUCACCAGUAACUCUCACAAUGUGGCACCAGUACCACCCUCCUCGCAACCUGACUGGUGCGAGCCUCUGCGCCAAGGCAGACAGGAAGGAAGGUGCCUGGCUUUUGGUUUCGUGUGACGAGCGACUUCCUGCCGUGUGCCGCAAAGACAGCCAUCGCACAUCGGUUCAUAAACUCGGAACCUGGGACGAAGGCUGCCCUGAGGGCUGGAAGCGUUACGGUCACUCCUGCUACACCAUCACCAGGCACGAACAGAUUUAUAAGGAUGCACAGAGUGGCUAUUACUGCAACGCGCCUCUCCUUACUGUGGACAACAGGUUCGAGCAAGCAUUUGUCAACAGUUUGCUGAGUGCUAAUGGGGCCAAUGGCAGCAUGUCUUACUGGAUUGGCCUGAUAGACUCAGGCGGGAGUGAAUACAGAUGGCUGCAUCACAAUGGUUCCACUCUGCCUCUCACCUUCACAAACUGGAACAAACAUCAGCCAGUUAGUUCCAACGGCUGUGUCGCAAUGUCAGGUGGUUCUGCUCUGGGCCACUGGGAGGUGAAAGACUGCAAUUCCCACAAAGCCUUGUCAGUCUGUAAGCAGAGCAUUAGCAGCUACCGGGAAGUCCAGCUGCUACCAGAAGCCCACAAUGACGCCUUUAGCGCCUGUCCUCCAGGAUGGGAAUCACAAGCUGGUCUCCUCUACUGUUUUAAAGUUUUCCAUGACGAAAAGGUUCUCAUGAAACGUUCCUGGGUUGAAGCGGACUACUUUUGCCAGGCUCUCGGAGCCCAGCUGGCCAGUUUCCGCCACUAUGCGGAGCAGUUGUUUGUCAAGCAGCUCCUCAGUACCAUGUUCGAAGGAACAGAGGGUCGCUGGUUGUGGGUUGGCUUCAAUAAAAGAGAUCCUGAACAUCCGGGAGCUUGGGAAUGGUCCGAUGGUUCUCCUAUGAUGACCUCCUUCAUCGAGGACAAAAAUGAUGAGGACGACAGGAGAGACUGCGCGGUGUACAGUGACCUGCCCAACAGUCUCACGCCGCGGCCGUGCGAAAGCAAACACGAGUGGAUCUGUAAGCUGCCCAGAGGAGAGCAACUGAAAAAAACCUACUGGUAUACUGAGCAGAGCGAGCCGUGGGUGUUUUACCGUAGCGCUGAGUACCUGGUGGCAAAGCAGCCCUUCAGCUGGGAUGCCGUCUCUCUUGCUUGUCAGAUGAUGGGAGCCUACCUGCUGUCCAUUCACUCCAGAGAGGAGCUGAACUUUGUCAAGGAGCGCUCGCGACGGCUCUCCCUAGGCCCCACUGACUGGUGGAUUGGUCUUUCCAUUGACCAGCAGGGAGAGGAGGUCAGGUGGAGUGACAAGACAGAGGUCAACUUUCACAACUGGGCAGAGGACAAUGAUGGCCACAAUGGUAGAAAAACUGGGUUGUGUGUCACCAUGUCCUCAUCAACAGGGAAGUGGUCGGCCAAUCAAUGCAGCGAUCUUCAUGGAUAUGUUUGCAAGAGAAAGACCAUCUCUGUAGUGGAGACUCCGAGGGAGCCGCACUACAUCGGAGGGUGUCCGGAGAAAUGGAUGUACUUUGGACACAAGUGUCUCCUGCUUCACCUCCCUGACACUCCAAAGGAGGGAAAGAGUUGGAAUGACGCCCGGUCCAUCUGCUCCUCAUUCCAAGGCUCACUCGUGGCUAUAGAAGAUGAGAUUGAACAAGCAUACAUCACCAUGUUGCUUCAGGGAAUCUCUGUAGGCGUGUGGAUUGGUCUGUGGAAUCAAGAUACCAUGAAAUGGACAAAUGGGAGACCGGUCAGCUAUACCAACUGGUCUCCCAUUGAACCAAAGAGCUACCUCAAUGAGGAUGAGUUGCUCACUGGCUUGGGUGAUGAACCGCUGUGCGCCGUGCUGUCCAACAACCACAAUGUCCACCUGACGGGGAAGUGGUAUGAUGAGAAGUGCGGUGACGAUGGCUACGGCUUUGUUUGCCAAAAACCUCAAGAUACGUCCAAACCCCCCACGCACUCUUCUCGCCACCCACUCCCUGACAGCGUUGAGUACAAAAGUCGCAGUUAUAAGAUGGUUUCGGGCAACAUGAGCUGGUAUGACGCCAUGCAUAUGUGCAUAGACAAUGAUUCAGACCUAGUGAGCAUCACCGAUGCCUACCACCAGGCUUUCCUUACGGUCCUUGUCAAUAGAUUGGGAGUUCCACACUGGAUCGGACUGUACAGUCAAGAUAGUGGGAUCAACUAUCAGUGGUCAGAUGGCAGUGACACCGUGUACACACACUGGGAUGCGGCCGAAGACGACUUUGAGACCGGAGAAUGCGUGUACAUGGACGUGAAUGGGGGAUGGCGGCGAGCUGACUGUGAAACGCAUCUACCAGGAGCCUUGUGCCACAUUCCGCCGCCAAGGAAUAAGCCCUUUGUCUCAUACGAGGCUGUGUGCCCCUCGACGUGGGUGAAAUUUGGACACGGCUGUUACAACUUUGAGCCUGUGGUGCAGAAACUGGCUUUUGAGGAGGCACGAGAGCACUGCAGACGGAAAGUCAACACUUCGGACGUCCUGUCCAUCGAGAACGACGUAGAGAACCGCUUUGUCCUAGAGCAGCUGUGGUCUUCAGGUUUCCUUCACCAGAACAUGUGGUUGGGGCUUUACUUCAACAUUGACACGGAUUCGAUGGCUUGGGUGGACGGUUCACCUCUGGACUACAGCAGCUGGCCCAACAAAGCUCCCGACCUCAAGCUGCUGACCGCCGACACCUGCGUCAGCACCCGGGCGGUGGACGGAGUGUGGCGCUUGUCGGGGUGCACCGAGCGCCUCGGCUUCGUCUGCAAAACAAUCUCCGAUGCAACUACUGAAGUGGAAAUGGAACCAUUCAAUGGAUUACAUAACGGCAUCAUCCUCGCUGCUGUACUGGUGGCCGUGCUGAUCUUUGGUCUGCUGGCAGGAGCGGUGUGCUUUGCUUACAGGAGAAACGCACAUUUUCGGGGGCUCCCUGCACUCGGUACCGCCUAUUACCGACAAACGGGCUCCCACGCUACGGAGUCGGACGGUAACGUGCUGAUCACAGAGCUGGAAGAUCACUCAGGAUAACAUUUAAGGCUGACAUUGCAAAUUUGAUUCAGAACAGGGUUGACGUCUUGGUAGCAAACAUUUUAUAAUUCAACUGUACGGAAAGCCAUUUAAGAAUUGAUUCGAUAUCCUUGACGCGGAGUUUAAAUUCUUCGAUGGCUCAGUUGGUAGAGUGGAGGGUUGUCGAGGCUGAAAUCUUUAGGUCGCUGGUUCAAGUCCGGCUCAAAAGGGAAUUUGCCUAUUAUUUACAAUAAUAGGAAUGAAAGAUAACGUGGCUUAUUCAUCCAAAUCGACCAAUUACCUGUAGACAAUGCCACAACUGCUCCAUGCAACAUAAAUGGCUUCCAAUAAUGCUGUGCUACAUACUUUUCUUCUGUCCCCAGAUAUGCGUGAUAAAGAGCUAGUGUAUUACCAAAGUCUGACGCUUUGUGUACAAUAGAGCAAUUGUGGCAUUUUCUAGAGGUAGAUUUAGAUGAAUACGUGCGCUUAUUUUUGUAUGCCUAAUUUCAUAAAGAUUGAAAAUUCUCAAAAAUAUCCUUCGAGCCACACUUGGACCAGCAACCUAAGGAUUUCAGCUUUAGACCUCAACAGUCUUCCGCUCUACCAACUGACCUAUCGAAGGGUUACCAGUCUCAUGGUAUGUGUAGAGUGGAGCAAUUGUGGUAUUUUCUACAAGUCAAGCCACGAUUAUUUUUAGUGCCUAUUUUCGUAAAGAUUGAAAAUUCUCAAAACAUCGCUCGAGCCAGAAACCUAAAGAUUUCAGCUUUAAACCUCUACCGGGCGAUUGAAAAGUAACUCCCUAGUUUAAGUACUUGUAAUUUGCUCCUUUAAUCAUGGAACAUACACAAAUAAAUUGAGAAAAAUAUUACAAGAUAUGAAUAAAUAAGUAUUUUAAAAGGGGGAGUUACUUUUCAAUCACCCUGUAUAGUCCGCCGCGCUACCACAUGAGCUAUCAAAGGGUUAAUGUCCAUAUGCUGUUUCACUGGUUUUCCUCACCAGUAAAACAAUUACGCGAACGGCCGACUAGUACAAUCUUAAAAUGGACAUCAAGGAUAUCGAACAAAUGCUCGAACGGGUUUCCACAGAACCUCUUGUGAGCUUCGUGCUAAAAAUAAAUUAAGAAAUAAAUUGACACCUUUAAAUUCCCAAAACCCAGCAUUGAACCAGUUUCAGUUUCAGCCCAAUCACUCAAUACUUAUGAGGUCAUGUGACAAAAGGGAAAACUAAAGUCUUGAUUGCAAAUAAGGAUUUUGGAUUGGAUAGUUUAGUACAGGUGAAAAAAAAAAAUGACCGUGUCGCCUCAGAGCCACCAGUGUCUCCUGGUGAGAAGAUUGCUGUCCAAAUGAAACAGACUUCAACUAUUGUCAUGUCAUUUUUUUUCCUUUGUAAAUUUGAAUUACAGGCCAAAUAAUCCUGUCGAAAGUAUUACUAAUAUGAGAUGUAAAUACAUGUUUUAUUGUUUUUGUAUGUUGAAAGCUAUCAAACCUCAAAUCUUCUACGUUUAUGGAAAUGCUUGAGGAUUGGUUGCACAUCUUUAAUAUCCGGCUUAAGGUGGAGGCACUCGUACGUAUUUUGUCUUCACUAGUAAACCAAUUCAGCACACUAGCAGAAGAACAACUCUGUCUUACCUGUAACAUUUCCCCCUACAAGUGCCACUUCUGGCCUAAUGGCACACCAUUAAACCUUAAUACUAAACUACUGUGCUGCAUUAGUAACACUACUGAGGUGAACUAGGAGGAAUGUGUCAUGCACUACAAACCUCCCGGAUCCUACGAGAUGCACAAAAAUGCACUCAAUUGUGUACUACUAAACCAAACAUGGAGUUAGUAGUGGAAAAAUUUGUUCUACUAGUCAUGUGGUUGAAUUGUCUUACGAGUGAGGACAAAGAGCGUACUAGUAGAGGGACCUCAAGUUGGAUAUCAAGGAUAUGAAAUCAAUGCUGAAACUCCUUUCCGUCCAAGGUGACGUACAUUUUAACUGGAUGUGUUAUUUGUUGCAAAGCAAGUUAUGAGCUGUAAUUUGCACAUUUGUGUGUAGUUCAAUAAAUUCAAGGUGGGCCAACAAACAAA